This is a messenger RNA of Pogona vitticeps (central bearded dragon), 2329 nucleotides long. Lineage: Eukaryota; Metazoa; Chordata; Lepidosauria; Squamata; Agamidae. The record is from RefSeq and is a predicted model, not a curated record.
AUGACAGUGACAUACACGUACAGGGUUGCCGAUGCACGCCUGGGCACUUUCUCACAGCUCUUGCUCCGAUGGAAAGGCAGCAUCUACAAACUUCUCUACUGCGAGUUCUUAAUCUUCAUCUCUUUCUACUUUGGCAUCAGCCUCAUCUAUAGGUUGAUUCUGAACGAGAGCCAACGGCUGAUGUUUGAGAAACUCGCCCUGUACUGCAACAGCUAUGCCGAACUGAUCCCUGUGUCCUUCGUGCUGGGCUUCUAUGUUACCUUAGUGGUGUCUCGCUGGUGGGGACAAUAUGAGAGCAUCCCGUGGCCUGACCGCGUCAUGAACCUGGUCUCAAGUAGCGUGGAUGGGAAGGAUGAGUAUGGGCGCCUCCUGCGGCGCACCCUGAUGCGCUACAUCAAUCUGCUGGGUGUGCUGAUCUUGCGCUCUGUCAGCACUGCCGUCUACAAGCGGUUUCCCAGCAUAGAACAUAUUGUGACAGCAGGCCUGAUGACACCAGAGGAACACAAGAAGUUUGACAGUGUCAACUCGCCCCAUAACAAGUUCUGGAUACCCUGUGUGUGGUUCUCAAACCUGGCCAUGAAGGCACGUAAUGACGGGAGGAUCCGGGACAGUGUGCUGCUUCAAGGCAUCCUGAAUGAAAUGAACACCUUGCGAAGCCAGUGUGGCCGGCUCUAUGGAUAUGAUUGGAUCAGCAUUCCGUUGGUCUAUACUCAGGUGGUCACAGUCGCUGUUUACAGCUUCUUCUUGGCUUGUUUAAUUGGCCGGCAGUUCCUGGACCCAGCAAAGAAGUAUCCUGGUCAUGAAAUGGACUUAUUUGUGCCCGUCUUCACCUUCCUGCAGUUUUUCUUUUACGCUGGAUGGCUAAAGGUAGCUGAACAACUCAUCAAUCCAUUUGGGGAAGAUGAUGAUGACUUUGAAACCAACUGGCUCAUUGACAGGAACCUGCAGGUCUCCCUUAUGGCUGUGGAUGAAAUGCACAAAGAUCUGCCCGUUCUGCAGAGGGAUCCAUAUUGGAACGAAUCCGACCCCCAGCCACCUUAUACAGCAGCAACAGCAGACUAUAAGCGAACAUCUUUUCUUGGCUCAACCUUUGACAUCAGCAUGCAGAAAGAGGAGAUGGAAUUCCAGCCCCUGGAACAGAUUAAGGAGAACGAAGAAGCAAACCACUCCACGCCCUUGUUGGGGCACAUUGGCCGCUUUCUAAACGUCCAGUCCCCCAGUUUUUCCAGGUCAUCCAGAAUGAACCUGAUGCGUCGGAGGAAUGAAAAUCUGCCUCCUUCCCCUUGCUAUGCCUAUCCAGAUGGGGGGAAACCUGGGAGCCCCACAGGUAUUAACCAGCAAAGGGGCGAUUACUCCCCACCAGGCUGUAACUCCCAGGAUCAAUGGGACAACACAGCCAGAAAACUGAGAGAGCUCGACGCCUUCAUGUCAACUCCUUUCUACGAGAGGCCCGGCUUCUACAGCGCUCCCCAGACUCCCAUCAGCUCCAUCCCCAUGAUCUUCCCGUCCAGACGGCAAGGGCGCAAGAAGCCUCCGGCUCUGUCCAGCAUUGCAGCCUGCUCUGCGUCUCUGAGGGACAACUCUGCCAGCCAGUCCCCUUGCAGAGGCAGCGACGUGGACAAAAGCGAAAACUCUUUGGGCUCAGGAGGCAGAGAAACGUUUGUGUGGCCGGCUGAGAAAACUCAUGCUUCAGACUCCUUGGCUGUGACCAUCGAAGGGGAGGCAAACCCUACAAGCAACAGAUCAAAGGAGGCAUCUCCUCUGGGAACCCCAGGGGGGGCUCUGUCCUCGGGGGAUUCAGUAAGCCCAACGGUUCCUUUACUGGCUGAGUCCCCAGAUUCUCAGAGGCAGGCAAAUGUCAACAGUGCAAACACUCCGAGAGGCCACCGACAUUCCCGUUGGACUCCAGGCAAUGCAGCAAGUCCAAACCCAGACCGCACUAGUUUCCUUCAUAGCUAUGGGAUCAGGACCCCUAGCAGCAAUGGCCCAACCAACUUCUUUUCAUUCACCCCAUUGACAUCUCCAGUGCUUGAGAGAGCGCAUCUCAACAAAACAAAUGCUGGUGUUGGCCCAGGCCCAGAGACGUCACCUGGAACCUUAGAGCAGGAUUCUCCAGCAGUGGCUGGGGCUAUGAGAGAGACGGGAAACGCAGGCACAGUUCCCUAUCACACCAAGGAACAGAGAAAGGCCACCAAUGCCUCGCCCAAUGACUCUGGCAUCUCUCUAGCAGAAGGAGACUUUGUGGGGCUAAUGGAAGUGAUCAUGGAAACCAGCGAGAACACCACUGAUGAAGGGAAGGGAGACAGGGACAGCUAAAAGAAACAGGUUC